This is a messenger RNA of Euleptes europaea (tarantolino), 1659 nucleotides long. It is a transcript of the gene RETREG2, whose product is annotated as reticulophagy regulator family member 2. NCBI's taxonomy places the organism in Eukaryota, Metazoa, Chordata, Lepidosauria, Squamata, Sphaerodactylidae. The transcript is spliced from 9 exons. The record is from RefSeq and is a predicted model, not a curated record. The coding region runs from base 1 to 1659 and encodes 552 amino acids.
AUGGCGAGCGGCGGCGGUUGGGGCGUCCCGGCGGCGGCGGCGGCUGCGGGCGGGGAGGCGGCGUCGCUGCCCACGCCGCCGCCCGGUGGCUGCGAGGCGGAGGCGUCGGAGGCGGAGGUGGCGGCGGCGUCGGUGGCGGCGCUGGCCGGCCGGCUGAGGCGGCGCCUGAGGGGCUGGGAGGCGUCGUUGGCCGCCGUGCAGCGGCUGCUGGUGUGGGAGAGGCCGCCGCAGAGCCUGGCCGGCGCCGCCGCCCUCGGGGCCGCGCUGUGGUUGUUUUCUUCUACUUCACUGCGUCCCUUAUUCCUCUUGAGCGUUGCCCUCAUUGGCUUUCUGCUGUUGGAGAGAUGGAAGCCUCGUUUCCUGCUGGAUUUCUCAGCACAGCCCUUGCAGGAGCCUGGAGGAGACAGUUACAGCGAGAUGACAGGAGCACAGCCUCACUUGUUGAGUGUCCCAGAGCUCUGUCAUUGCUUGGCUGAGAGCUGGAUUACAUUCAGGCUAUACCUGCAGGAUCUGUUACAGUACAAGAGGCAGAAUCCCACCAAGUUCUGUGCCAGGGUCUGCUCAGCAUGCUUGAUUUUGGCUGUAGUGGGACACUAUGUUCCAGGAAUCAUGAUCUCCUACAUCGUCUUGCUCAGCAUCUUGUUGUGGCCGCUGGUGGUGUAUCAUGAGCUUAUUCAGAGAAUGUACACCCGUUUGGAGCCCAUCCUGAUGAAACUAGACUACAGCAUGAAGGUGGAGACUUUGCAUCUUAAACAUGAAAAGAAAAAGCGUCAAAGAAAGAAUGAGCCAGAAGCUGGCAGUGAGCCAAUGGCAGAGACAGAAAGUGAGAGUGAAGCAGAACUGUCUGGUCAUUCCCCAGUGGUAGAUGUGAAGAAGACGGCCCUGGCCCUGGCAAUUACAGACUCUGAACUUUCAGAUGAGGAAGCUUCCAUCCUGGAGAGCGGAGGCUUCACUGUCUCCAGAGCCACCACACCGCAACUGACCGAUGUGUCUGAAGAUCUGGAUCAGCAGAGUCUGCCCAGUGAGCCAGAAGAAUCCUUCGCCAAGGAUCUGGCAGAGUUUCCCUCUGUGGAAGAAUUCCAUUCCAGAGACUUGCAACCACCUAUUGAGGAAGACAGCUUUGCCGUGCCUGCCCAAGCUGCUGAUCAGCUGGACUCCGUUGAGGCAGCAGCAGUUGGGAGUUCGGACACAUCUGUCCUGUGCCUGGCCUCACCCCUGCACUUUGUAAAUACACACUUCAAUGGAAAUGGGCAGGCAAUGGUGGGAGGAGCUACCAAGCCCCUGACUGUCUCUGCACAGGGUCUGGGGGUACGCAUUGAUUCGCUGAGCCAAGAGAUAGUCACCACAGCCAUCAACACAGUGGUGCAGAACACCUUGUCAGCUCUGCUCCACUCCUCUGAGGACAGUGAGGGGCCUUCUCUGUCUGAGUUCCUGCCCACUGAGGCAGAGGAGAGACUGAGCUUCCAAGCGCAACUGUCUGAGAGCGAGGAGGUGGGGGCAGCCUCUCUGCCAGAGGAAGAGGAAGAAGCUGACGACUUCGAGCUGCUUGAUCAGAGGGAGCUGGAGCAGAUAGAUGCAGAGCUAGGCCUUGCUGAAGAGGCAGAUGCUCCAAUGCAGUCCUCUGGCCCCCGUGAAGAGGGGUCAUUGUCCGGCCCCUAG